AUGAAGAAGAGUGCUUUUGAGAAGAUGGUGAUGCAGAAGAACAAGAGCAAGGGAAGCCACGAGGAUCAGAAGCAGCAGCAGUGUAAGAGGUUGUUGGUGAGUAUCAACGUACUUGGGAGCGCAGGGCCAAUAAGGUUUGUGGUGAAUGAAAAAGACACUGUUUCUGCGAUCAUUGAAACUGCUCUCAAGUCCUAUGCUCGUGAAGGCAGGCUUCCUCUUCUUGGUUUUGAUCCCACCGACUUCCUCCUUUAUAAUGCAUACUUUGAUGCUCUGAAUCCAUUGGAAGCCAUAGGAUCUUAUGGAGUGAGGAACUUUGUGCUGUGCAAGAAGCAAGUAUGUUCAUCAAAGACAGAAUGGAACACAGAGCUGAUAUCUCAGAAAAGCAAUGGUGGUAGUGGCUGGAAGGCAUGGUUCAACAAAUCAUUUGGAUUGAAAAUUUUAUCCCAUUGA
Messenger RNA from Arachis duranensis, 450 nucleotides. RefSeq lists its product as uncharacterized. The transcript has 2 exons. Bases 1 to 450 code for a protein of 149 amino acids. NCBI's taxonomy places the organism in Eukaryota, Viridiplantae, Streptophyta, Magnoliopsida, Fabales, Fabaceae. The record is from RefSeq and is a predicted model, not a curated record.